GUUGCACAGAGGGGUAAAGUGUACGGACUAAUCAUUUCGAUUCAAUCGCUCGAAGCGUUCGGGUGUGCGUAACGCAACGGAGCCCUUGGCUUUGUUUUGCUUCUAUAAGCCCUUUUUCGAACCGUGUGUGUUUGUGUGCGUAUAUAAAACAGUGAACCAGUGAAGAAACAGUGUAGCGUUCUAGGGGUGACUAUAGCUAAGCCAAGACGUAUGCUGGUGCGGCAUAAGCUUCGGUCUAGAAACAACCUGUUCGCCCUAUUCUUGACCGCGCCCGCUCAAGUGUGAUUUGUCUGUUGUUCUUUUUUUUUUGGUCAAAUCUUCAGAAACAAAGCAAAUGUUCGGACCGUCUUCCACGUGAAACACAACGCAAGGAAGCCAUUCAAAAGUUUGUUUUCGGUUUUGCACCCAUCCGCAUCCGGUCGUGAUUACGGUUGAAAUUCGUUGUUUUGUGUUUGCCCGUUUGCUUCAUUUUCGGGCCGCGAACCGGUUUCCCGACUCGCCCGUGUGCGUAAUAGUAGUGGUUCGAUUCUUGUGCGAACGGUGCGAGAUGACAGCUUAACCAAUAAUCAUCCGCCCAGGCAGGCCGCUUCGAGAUCAACAGAGAUCCACGAUCAUCGUCGUGCUAAACGAUCGCCAACUGUCAACAACACUUAACCAACUCUACUACUGCUCAGCUCAAUGUUCGUCGGAAUGGUGAUGACAAUGGUGACGACUAGUCACCGUGGUGGCAAGUAUGGCCGCUACCUGGUCUUCCUCAGUAUGUGCCUUCAACUAUUUCCCAUGGUGUGGACCGUGCCACGCUCCUCAACCGAUACGCUCGAGUCUCGGAUGCGAGACGAUCCCGAUCUGUCCGAGUUCUACUCCCUGAUUGAGCGAGAUGAAAUUGCAAUGUCCAAGCUGGUCCACCAUUCGCUAACAAUAUUUGCACCGACGAAUCAAGCCUUCCAGCGUUACCUCAACAAUAAGACGCACCUUAACUAUCACAUGUCGUCCACUCCACUGCGAUUAUCGCAGCUCGCUGAUACGGUGCGUUCGUUAAAUGAUGACGGUACACCGCUGUACAUUACCCGGGUACGCCCGCUGAGCGGUAUGCAGGAGGAUCUGUACGUGAACAGUGCGAAGAUUAUCCGGGAGCGUUCCAACAUGGAGUUUACAAACUCACGCGGUUACAAACAGAUUCUUCACAUUAUAGACGAUGUGCUGACGCCUAUAACGACGGUGUUUAACAAAACGUUGGAUACACCCAACCCGGACGCCUGGGGAUUCCUGCAGAGUGUGGAAGCGAUCAACAUUGAGCCACACCGUGUGAGAUCGUUCAGGAAGAAGAUAUUGAACCUAAAACGGGACCAAGUGUACAAGAAACCGGGCAUCUCCACCUUCUUCAUACCGGUGGAGACUGGCUUUAAGGUACCUCCACAUCCUACCUUGAGCAUGGUGGAUAAACGAGUGAUUGAUGGGCAUGUGAUACCGAACAAAGCCAUUUUCACCACACCUGCCCCGUACGGUCAAGCGUUGGAAACGCUCCAGUUUGAGGAUGAUCUACGAGUAACGAUUACCUUCUUCCGGCACGAGACUGGAAAGAAUGCGCGUGUGUUUGUGGUGUCCAACACGAUGUACUCCAACUCACGGCUCACACCCGGUGCGGUAAUAGCGGAAAUCGUAAAAGCAAACAUACCGGUUGCUAAUGGUGUAGUUCAUCUGAUUCACCGACCAUUGGUUAUCGUCGAUAUGCACGGUCUGCAGAUGCUCGCGCAGGAUAACAGCCAUACCCUGUGGUCGAAAUUUCGGGACUUGAUUGAUGAUUAUGCGCCAGACUUUCUGAACACCUUGAGGGGUAUGAACCAAAUGACGAUCUUCGUACCGCAGGAUGAUGCUGUUACGCAGAUGAUGCAAACAAACUUCAUGAGCAACCGGAAGAAGCUUCAUGAGGUGUUAAUGAUGCACAUAGUACCGGAUGCUAUUACGAUCGAUAAAAUAAAACGUAACAAUCAGAAUCAUAUUUAUCAAAUUCCAACCUUGACCAGUCGGCGCUUUAUCUACUUCAAUCUGAACGAAAAUCGUACCACGCACGCUAAAAGUGUUACCGUCGAAGGUGGAGGUGUGAAUGCAUCACUGGUACUGGGCGAUAUUGCCACGAAGGAUGGCUACAUUCACAUCAUCGAUCGGAUGCUCGGCGUAUCGUACAUGACCGUACAGGAAAAGCUUGAAACCGAUCCAAUGCUAAAUCUCACCUAUCAAUUUGGAAGGUUGAACCAUUUUAACGAUCAGCUAAACAUGACGAACAAACGAUUUACCUACUUCGUACCGAGGGACAAGGCAUGGAUCCAGUGGUUUAUCGAACAUCCGGCUGCAAAUCUCGACGACUUUGUCCGGGACCGUGAACAGUCUCGUCUGGUGCUGGAGCAUCAUCUUAUCGUUGCUGAUCGGGUGUUCAGUAUGGGUGAUCUGAGAAAUAUGUCCCACGACUCACUCAUCCUACCGACGGUUGGUCCGGAAAGUUUGCAAAUACGCGUCAAAGAAGAGGAUAACAGGUACUUUAUACAGUGGAAGGAAACGGGCCGCUGGACUACGGUGUUUCGUGCCGAUGUCGAAUGUACAAACGGGCUGAUCCACGUCAUCGAUGUACCGUUCGUGCACGAAUACGACAUGAUUACUAGCGGUGGUAGUGAGGCAAACCUUUGCCCAACGGCACUCACACUGACGGUGACAGUAUUAGCGAUGUUUGCAACGAAGGGAACGUUCUGAAACGUACGGCAGUACGUGAAGUUUCAACAUUUAUAAGGCACACCUGCCAUAAGAGGAUACCGAUUUGUGGAUUAGGCUUGCGAGUUUGAACUGUCCGACCGGAACGGCUCAAACUGUCAUUUUGUUGCCAAAUAUUGUUUGGGUUUUUUGCGUUGAAACUCUUUCUUUAGUGGUACCGUAGUACGAAUUCGCAUUCUGUCUAUUGCCCUGAUAGUGAUGUUAUUAUGUAUCUCUGUAUUUCUCUCUUAAUCUCAUAGCGGUAAUGUAUUAAGAAAACAAUUAGUUGCAUUUCAAGAAUCUCGUAAUUAAUGACUCAGUUAUUAUGUUCAAGUCGAUAAACCAUAGGGAGUGUGUUUGUAUUUAAAAACAAAAACAAAAAACAUUUACAUCAUUUUAAGCCUAGCAAGUACGUUAGAUUAGACAUGAGGGCUUGUGACGUUUGUUUUAGUCUUGUCUAGUAAUAUUGUUCCUUUUUUUUCCUUCAAAAAUCAAAACACGAAAAAACACAAAAAAAUGUAUGAUUCUUGAUUGGGUUUUCAACGUGUUGCAGUAGAACCCUUACUGUUUCCUUCGCUUUUCAAACAUUAUAUCCGUACCUUUUUCAAUGUGUUCGUGUGCCUUAAUAUACAACAUAAUAUAUACAAACAAACAAACAAAAUCCCGAGGAAGGAACAUUACCAAUUGCCGUAAUUACCGUAAUUGCCUAGUUCAAAAAUGCCUUCUGCCCGCAGAUGUACUAUAGAUACAGAUUUCUACAGCUGGCAAAAAUGUUGAAACGAAGUAAGAUAAGCAAAAAAACAAAACUAAGCUGUGCGCGCGCGUGUCUGCUUGUUGAACACUGUAUUUACAACAUCCCGGCACCGGUGCUGUGGAAGGUAUACUGAUAACCAAAAAUGGCCGUCGCAUGCAUCGUAGCGGAUGCGGCACAAAACGUGUCAGAUUUAGUUUUGUCGAGCCAAGGUAUUGCUACAAUUGAUAUUAAAUAGUCAUCCUUUUGAUACUACUACUUCCCAUUCGUAAUCCAGCGUUUUGUUUGGUGUUUUCUUUUUAGGAUUACGAUGAUGCUAGGGCGUAAGUGUAUUGCCAAAUUAAGCGUAAUAUAAUAUAAAAUGAAGGAAAAACACAGGAACCCACGAAUGGAAGGGUGAAAUACAAACGAACUCCCUUUUAAAUGUCGCUUCACCCUCUGAAAACUGUUCCAGAAACCUUUAGUCACCUUAUUCGGUAAAAAAAAAAUAGUGUAGUAAUCUUGUAUUCUAAUUUGGUGAUUUUUGUUCGCAAUUUGGCGCGUGCCUUCUGUUUCACUGUUGUCUUUUUUUGUUUUUGUUUUUGUCUUUAGCAUCUAAAGAAUGUCCAAUACUUUCUAGCCUGUAAACAACCAGAAAACUCGAACCCGAUAACUGUAAUAAUGUAACAAGAAAACACGUUUAGCUUGAUGAAUUGAAACAUCUAAAUAUAAGACGAUAACGCUAAGAUGCGUA
This is a messenger RNA of Anopheles funestus (African malaria mosquito), 4226 nucleotides long. RefSeq names its product fasciclin-1 (gene Fas1). NCBI's taxonomy places the organism in Eukaryota, Metazoa, Arthropoda, Insecta, Diptera, Culicidae. The transcript has 13 exons. Gene Ontology annotation, biological process: extracellular matrix organization; cell adhesion. The coding region runs from base 679 to 2745 and encodes 688 amino acids. The record is from RefSeq and is a predicted model, not a curated record. Gene Ontology annotation, cellular component: extracellular matrix. Gene Ontology annotation, molecular function: cell adhesion molecule binding.